Molecule: messenger RNA, 3456 nt
Organism: Mesorhabditis belari
Lineage: Eukaryota; Metazoa; Nematoda; Chromadorea; Rhabditida; Rhabditidae
Source: the annotation of a GenBank genome assembly
AUGUCACAAAAGCCGGACCCGGGAAAGACAUCGACGAGAGCGACGGGCAUUCGACCACCGACGGCCUCGGGGAUUCCAGCACGCAAAACGGAUGCCACCACAGCUGCUACACGACGAUCUAUGGCUGCGCCCAGCCCCGCUGUCACACCACAGCCACCAUCUGCCACCACUUCAAGAAUUGCGAAAGAAAUCCCGCGUGAAAAGCGCCCCGUUGUGAAAGAAAUUCCAGAAGUUGUGGAGGAAUCGAAAAAAAUCGAAACCAUUCCUGUGCAAGAAAUAUCCUCACCGACAGUCAAAGAAUUGGCACAACAAAUCACAAAGAAGAAUCCAUCCGCGCCUCCACCUCCUGUUUAUCAGAAUGUUAGUGAAGCUACUGAAGUUGAAUUGCUCCGCAACGAAAACAAAGACUUAAACGAAAAGCUUGAGACUCUCAGAAUCAAGCGACAAGAAGAUCGAGCCAAGCUACAGCAUGCAGAGCAAAUACAACUUCAACUUGAAAGCCAACAAAAGAAGAAUCAUAAAUUGGGAGAAACGCUUCACGAUGCACAAAAAAAGUUGGCGGAGAAUGAGAGGGAAGUAUCUGAAUUGUUGGCGUGGAGAGCUGCUAAUCAGGAGACUAUUCAUAAUCAUCAAAACGACCUCGAAAUGGCACUACUCGACAAAGAAAUGGUUGAAGUGAAAGUGGACGAGCUUACUAGCAAGGUUGAAGAUUUGGAGCAAGCAUUAGAGCUGAGCAAAACCGAGCUCGAAAUUUUAAGAGAAGAAAUGCGCUCAACGGCUGGAGAAGGAGGAGGACAUAACUUGAACUCCAUUCAAUUGAAAAGCUUUGAGGAACAAAACGACAAGUUGAAGCAGGCUUGCAUAAAACUUCGAGAUGCCAACUCAAUCCUUGCCAGUGAAAAACAAGAAAAUGCAAAGGAACUCUCAGCUCUCCGCAACGAGAACUCGGAGCUUUUGCGCUUACUGGAAAUUACUAAGCAACAAGCAAACGAGGCCAAUGAACGAAUGUUGGAUUUGCAAGAACGAGUUGAUGCUAAUCUAGAUGCCGUCAAUAUGGUUGAAGCGCUCACCCUAAAGAGCAUGGAGGCGGAAGAUGAGAAAGCGGCUCUGCAACGAGAGUUAGAAGACUACCAGGCGAUUCAUGAUAUGGACCAACAGCUGCAAGAAACUCAAAAACAAACCGAGAAAGAUCUUCUACAAGAUGUUGCUGAUCGAGAUAUUCACAUUCAUGAACUUAAAAAGAAACUUACCGAAGAAGGACAACAUGCUGCUGAACUUGUGAAGAUCAUCAACAAGUACAAAGAAAAAGUGGCGCAACUUAAUGAGCAAAUUGAAGAUCUAAAGGACCAGGGUUUGCGUUAUCAAGAGGUUCUCGAAACUACAAAAGGCGAAGAUAAAAAGCUUGCUGGUGUAAUGAGCCAAUUGCAAAGUUCACAAGGGAAAGUAUUUGCGCAGAUUGUGGAUGCCUCUUUAAAGACGAUCGAGUUGGAUUUUGCCCGAAAACAAAUGGAUUACAUCAAAGCGUUUUUGCCGGAUACCUUUACGAAAGCCGGAGGUGAUUCGGAUGCUGUUGUCUUGACAGUUGCUUUUCCCAGAGUACAAGCAAAAGCUCAAUUGUUAGCGAAAUUGGUUUUGGAGCAGUAUCCUGGAGUUCCUGGUGGAAUGAGGCGCGAGCAUGUUCUUCUUUCACACAAAUCCGAGCAAUGGGCGCAUUGUCAACGCAUUGGAUCCAUCACCUCAGCAAUCACAGUUAUUUGUUCUAAAUUUGAAAGUGCCCUUGAACAGUGCUCAAUGGAUGUGCUUGCUAAGAUCGCCCACAUGCAAUCAGAAGUUGUUGCUGAAGAGCGAACUAUUGACGUCUACUUUGAUUACCUGAAGCAGGGCCGUCUUGAUGAAAAUACCUUAUUAGAUAGUCUCAGCAAAGUCCACGCAAAGUUUUCGAAUAUGUUUACCUUGCAUCUGAGCGGCCAACCGUUCGACACGUGUAAAUGGGUGGAACAAUCGAUUGCACAGAUAACUGCUACGAUAGCUUGGUGGAGUGUCAAUGCUCAACGGGUGCUCUUUUAUUUACCAGAAGGAGAUUCGGAUGUUCGUGAGAUUGUCGAAAAGAAUCAACAUCAGAUGGAAGAGUUUGGAAGACUACUCAUUGGAGCCACUCGUUGUAUUCCGAAAGAUAAAUCUCUGCGACUAAGCCCGGAGUUUAUCGACGAAGUGUCUUCUUCAAUACACUGUCUAGAUCGCAUCUGUUCUGUGUUUAGUGAAGCAACUUCUAUGGCGAGCAAUCAAAUAGGAAUAUCGGAGGCAAAGGGACUUGACUCUUCAAGAUUAAAAGAAAUGCUUCAUGCUGUUGUCGAAAAAGUGCAUGGAUCGAUUGCCCUCGAUAAAGCCUUUGACCCAAUCAACCGAUGGAUUGUGAUGAUCGGAGAUGCUAUUACCGACAUCAAGAAGAAACUGGAGUCGGGUGCCAUGGAAGAUGCGAUUGAAGAGAAGAAGAUUCACUCAUCGCCAGUUAUCGAAAGGGCAAUGUUGCGACGACAGGCAGCAGUGGAUGCGGAAGGGCUCAAAUGGCAAAUCGAGAAAAAAGAGAACGAGAUCAAUGAGUUGAAGCGAACACUGAAAGCCCGAAUCGAUGAUCUGAGCAACUACAAGUUGCGGCUUGAAAUGGCUGAGAAACGAGUCGAAAAUUCCGGCAAGGUUGAGGGGGUCAAGGCACAGCAUUGGGAGCAAAAAUACGAGCAAUUGUCGGCAGAUUCAAAGCGAAGAGAAGCUGAAUUGGAUCAAACAAUCAUGAACUUGAAUCAAGAGGUUGAGACUCUUCAUAAGGAUAUGAGCGAGCUCCACAACAGGGCCAAAGCAAUGAGUCGCACAGCGCUAAUCCAGGGAGUCAAGAGCUAUGCUAUGCCAGCCGCUGGAUCGUCAAGUCCUAGUUCGUUCACGCCAUUCGCCGCUUCUUCAGCUGAAUUUGUGUACAUGCAACAGCAAGUGGUCGAUUUGCAACAACAACUGCGUUAUGCCACUGUAGAUCUUCGUCGUCUAGAGGCAGAAAAGGCUGCUCUCGGUUCUCGAAGUGGUAACUUGCGUGUGCCCAACGAAGUCUAUGGCCGAAUCUCCCUCGAUCAUUAUGCUCAAAAAGACAGCCUCGAGAAGCAACUCAAGGUCGUUUUUGAUGAAGCGAUGAAGAUGAAAGAUGACGAAGUUCGACUUGAUUGGUUCCAGCCCAAUCCAAUACGUGGUAGCGAGGCUGAACAACGUGCAGAAUGGAGAAACGAACGAGCUAUUUUCGAGACACGAGCAAAUGUGUUAGCAAAUCGUUUCGUCAACUUGGCUCGUGAGAUUGGGCAUACGGAACUCGAAAUCGACGUGUUGUUACUUGGAUUCCCUCGAUUAACAGCAGAAGAAUCAACCGAAACUAUGGAGGACUUGUGCAAGAAGUUUGGAAUACCGAUUGGAGCAAAA